AGGACGAAGACGAAGGACGAAGAUGAAGAUGAAGAUGAAGCCGUUCAGCUGUUUGUUGAUCUCCUGCCUCGUCGCCUCCAUCUCUCUCCAGCACGUAGACCGGCCCCCGCCUGGACGUGUGAAGGAGGGGGAGGAGCUAACGGCAAAGCUGCUCCAAUUGGACGAGCAUUUGAUAAUGGAGAAUGACGUCAUGGAACCAAAGAGGAAGAGGGGUUUCCCUGGCAACAACAUCCCGCCUCUGGACCGCCUGUCCGUCAUCUCCAUGGAAACCAAACGCAGAAACAACAAGCAAAGUAAGGUGGCGCAGUUGCCACGACGACGAGUAGUCCCGCCUCCCAUCGACCGGAUCGGGAUGAGCCGUUUACCAAGUGGGCGGGGAUAAGCCACGCCCCCUCUCUUCCGCCUCUGACCAGCGGCCUCUUCUGGACAGAGGAUUCAUCACAUGACGCACGACACCACACCUGCCAUUUACCUGCUAAGCCACGCCC
This is a messenger RNA of Mugil cephalus (flathead mullet), 488 nucleotides long. It is a transcript of the gene ostn, whose product is annotated as osteocrin. Gene Ontology annotation, molecular function: signaling receptor binding. The record is from RefSeq and is a predicted model, not a curated record. Gene Ontology annotation, biological process: hormone-mediated signaling pathway. The transcript is spliced from 5 exons. Lineage: Eukaryota; Metazoa; Chordata; Actinopteri; Mugiliformes; Mugilidae. The coding region runs from base 23 to 382 and encodes 119 amino acids.